Molecule: messenger RNA, 6412 nt
Organism: Ooceraea biroi (clonal raider ant)
Lineage: Eukaryota; Metazoa; Arthropoda; Insecta; Hymenoptera; Formicidae
Product: fibrillin-1
Molecular function (GO): calcium ion binding
Source: RefSeq, a predicted model, not a curated record
CAGUGGUUUUUAAUAUUAUUGAUACUCUACUUGCCGCCCGAAGACAUGGCGGAACCUAAAAGAUCGGUUGAAAAAGAUCAAAGAUGCCGACGCUCUUUGUCCCUACUGUAUAUCAGUAUACUGUGCUACACGUAUGGAGGUGAUACGCACUAAGCGAGCAACCAUGUACGUGUGCGCGCUACACUUUGGCGGCCGAAGUGCGAUUGGUUGCUCGCUUGUGUGCGUAUCCCCUCCAUAUGCAGUAGCAUGCUGUAAGGUUCCUAACUGGCAUCUAUGGACUGGUUCCGUUUCUUGGUGUGCUUAGUUAGACGAAGCAUGAAGCAGUAGGAAGGCUGAAGGAUUGUCGAUGCGAGAUUAACGCGAGAAGCUCAUACAAAACAAACAGGAAAGCGAGCAAACAGCGGUUUAAAAAACAAGGAAGACAAGGAAACUGGCUCCAUUUCUUGGUGUGCUCAGUUAGACCGAUAAAGCAUGAAGCAGCGGAAAGGCUGAAGGAUCGUCGAUGCGAGAUUAACGUGAGGAGGUAGUGCACGCGACAACAGAUCCAUCAGAGAAGAUGAGCAGCUUGGCGGUUUGUUUGAUGCUCCUCUCGACGGUGCCGGCAAUCCUCGGCAACUGUCCCCUGCAGGCACUUCCAUGGGGAGCACUGAGAGAGGAGAGGGUCCUUGAAAAUGGCACUUUGCAGCUGAGAUACUUCUGCGAACCGGGACGUAGACUCAAAGGUCACAAGGUGGCGACUUGCACCGCCAACGGUUGGGACCAUCCCGUCCCGAAAUGCGUGUUAGACUCCGACAAGAGCAAUCUGCAAACUACGGAAAAACAUUUUAACGUGCUGGCAAACAAGAAGAAGAACCAAAAGCGCCUUUUCGUCAAAGCAGAGCUAAACAAGACCAUAGUGUCCCAACUGGAUACUACCUGUCUCAUAGAGGGAUCCAUACAGAAAUUCAUUAAGGCUCCUUCGAUCGAACACGCGCACGAAGCGAGAUACGCUAAACGGACAAAUGUACGCUUGCCUUAUAAUCAGUUUCAUGUUGCAAUUUACUCGUGCAUGGAAGGUUUCGUUUUCCUGAAUCUAAAGAAUGAUAGGCUGUUCUGUAGCAACGGUACCUGGAUUGGACGUCAUCCGAAAUGUGUGAGAAAAACUGAGAAAGUGAAACAUUGCGCUAAACAUGGAAAAGAAUGCCAGCACGUGUGCGAGGAUACACCAACUGAUAUAAAAUGUUCUUGCUUCGAUGGAUUCCGAGCUGAAGGAUCCUCUUGUAUAGACAUUGAUGAAUGCGCCGAGGGCACAGCAAAAUGCACUGAUAUCUGCCGCAAUGAACCUGGUACUUACCAUUGCGAGUGUCAUCAUGGUUUCGUACUGGGAAAUGAUCGCCACUCUUGCCAAGAUGUGAACGAGUGCCUCUCGAACAACAGACACGGGCCUUGCCAAGGUAUUUGUCGUAAUCUUAAAGGCAGCUACGAGUGCAGUUGCGCCGAUAUUCCCGGUUACAAAUUAGCUGCCGACAAUCACACUUGCGAAGACAUCGACGAGUGUAUGUUAGGCAAUGUCAAUUGUUCUCAUCAGUGUUACAACGUUCCUGGAAGCGCUUUCUGUCUUUGUCCGUCCGGUUACUACCUAGAAGAUGACUGGAAAACCUGUUUAGAUAUUAACGAAUGUCAAAUAUCAAACCCUUGCCCGAACGAUACUGUAUGCAGGAACAUAGUAGGAUCAUACAAAUGUGUAUCCAAAGUACGCAUGGAAAAAGUACUUCGUUUCGAAGGUACGAAUGUUGACGAAGAUCGAGAUGAUUAUGAAGAAAUAUUUACCGAAGAACCCAAUCUGUUACGGAAAAACCCAUGGUCCACACACCAUGUAUGUAGGAAAGGUUUUAAACUGAAGAGUGUGAACGGAACGUCGAAGUGCGUUGAUAUAAACGAGUGCAAGCUUUGGAAGCGUCGCUGCCAGCAUAAGUGCGUGAACGAACCGGGUACCUACCAUUGUACUUGUCACAGUGGUUACGAGCUCAAAGAGGAUGGUCGUCACUGCAGAGAUAUAGACGAAUGCACCCCAGGCACACAUACAUGUUUUCACAGUUGCACGAACUUGGUAGGAUCCUACGAAUGUGGAUGUCCUCCUGAUACGCCUUUAGAUAAAGAUUGUGUGCCAUCUAAUGCGUGCGAAAUCGCGAACUGCAGUCAUAUAUGUGAUCUAGGUCGUGCUUCGUACCGGUGCGACUGUCCAAGCGGAUACGUAAUGCAGGACGAUAAGAAGACUUGCAAGGACAUUGACGAGUGUCUCGAAAACAAUGAAUGCUAUAAGUGUAUUAAUACUCCCGGGAGCUAUAGAUGCAUCUGUCCACCGGGUGCGAGGCUCGCCGAGGAUGGCUUCAAUUGCGUAUACAAGCUUUGGGAUUUUGCUAAAAGUAACUGUAGUCUGGGAUUGAAAUAUAUGAGCAACGGUCAUUGCGAAGACGUUGAUGAGUGUCUUGAGAGCGAACAUGGGUGCUCGCAGUUGUGUAUCAAUAAAUACGGGUCCUACCGUUGCGACUGUGAAAUCGGAUGGAUCUUGAAGAAUGAUGGUUUCACCUGUAUAAAAUUCAACCAUUGUUUCAACUCCACGUGCUCACAUUCGUGCAUCUCGACAAGUUUAAGUUACAAAUGUGAGUGUCCUUUAGGUUACAUUUUGAAUGAGGAUGGUAACACCUGCAAGGAUGUGGACGAGUGCGAAAACAUAGCGAUGAAUGAUUGUAGCCACGACUGCAUAAACCUCAAAGGAUCUUAUUCAUGUUCUUGUCCGCCAGGAUUCAAGUUAGGAGAAGAUAAUCGCACGUGUAUCGUUAUUAUCCCAUACACAUGUGCCAAUUCUGAGGGCGAUGAUUGCACUUGUCCUGAGGGACAUACUUAUUUGCAAGAAGAACACAUUUGUAAGGACAUCGACGAGUGCCAGGACGAAAGCAGGCACAAUUGUUCCCACUUUUGCAUUAAUACCAGCGGCUCGUAUUAUUGUGAGUGUCCUUCUGACUUGCACAUGCUAGCGGAUUUCAAGACCUGUCGGCAAUGGGACAGUUUUUGCGUUAACGAGGUGGGUUGUUCAUACUCAUGCAAACAGGACAACGACGAGGUUCGUUGCGUUUGUCCGACGGGAUAUGAAUUGAUAAAGUAUAAAAAGACUUGCAAGGAUGUAAACGAAUGUGAUACGGGUCUGCACGACUGUUCACAUGACUGUAGAAAUCAUGAUGGAGGUUUUACUUGCCAUUGUCCGAAUUAUUUUAUCCUUGAUAAGGAUAACAAAACUUGCCUCAAUAUGGAGCACUGCAUCAGGUCAGAAUUUGAUUGCGUUCGUGACUGCAUAACUUUCUUCGAUGGCUAUACACACUAUUGCCAAUGUCCCUAUGGUUAUGAACCAUCAUCCUUUGACAACACCACCUGCUAUAAGAUUAAUUAUUGCGAUCGGGAUCAUGACUGCGACCAUAAAUGCAUCAGCGAAUUUGAUGAUUUUCGCUGCCAAUGUUUCUCGGGAUAUGAGCUGUGGACACGGGACAACAAGACCUGUAUAAACAUACUUGAGUGCGAGUUAAACAAUCCUUGUUCUCCCCACCGUUGUAUAAAUCUCGAUGGUCAAUUCAUGUGCGUAUGCUCUGUGGGACAUCCGCUCACAGAGGACGAAGAAACUUGCGAGGGCUACGAAGAUGAUUGUAUUCAAGAGGAUGGUGGAUGUUCUUAUCUGUGCGCGUAUACGGACAUGGACUUUAUGUGUUUGUGUCCCAAUUAUGAAUUUGCGGACGAUGACAGUACAUGCAAGAUAGAUCCAUGUUACAUCGACAACGGCGGAUGCUCGCAUUUUUGUCAUUACGACGGAAACGUGACCUGUACCUGCCCAGUUGACAUGAUUUUGAUUGAGGAUGACAGGCUUUGUGUGCAUAAGAAAAGUUGUUUGGUUAAUAAUGGCGGCUGCUCAGAUAUCUGUACGUUCGUGAACGACACGAGUAUUUGCGACUGUUCCGUCGGUUAUCGCCUAUCACUGCAAGACAAUACCACCUGCUGGGACAUCAAUGAGUGUUCAGAAUUGCGAGAUAUCUGUAAUCAAAUAUGCAUCAACACUCCCGGCAGUUUCAAGUGCAGCUGCAGGGAUGGCUAUGCGCAGAUGCCAUAUGCCCCAGAAAUCUGCAUUGACGUGAACGAGUGUGAAGUCAUCGAGAAUGGGGGCUGCUCGCACAUAUGCGUGAACACACCGGGUAGUUACCAUUGCGACUGUCCCGUCGGUUAUCGCCUAUCGCCGCAAGACAAAAUCACCUGCAAGGACAUCAACGAAUGCGUGGAGCAACACGUCUGCGACCACACUUGCAUCAACACUCCCGGCAGUUUCAAGUGCAGCUGCUGGCAUGGCUUUGUGCAGAGCCCAAACGACCCGGCGCUCUGCGAAGACCGGGACGAGUGCGAGAUCGAGAAUGGGGGCUGCUCACACACUUGUAUGAACGUGAUAGGUACCUAUCUGUGCCGAUGUCCAGAGAAAUACGAGCUAACAAACGACUGGAAGACAUGCAUUUGGGAUGGUUGCAAGCACAAUAACGGUAAAUGCUCCCAUUAUUGUCACCCGGUACUGGGGCCCGCGAGCGUCCCAGGAGCCAUUUACUGCUCUUGUCCACGCGGCUAUGACUUGUGGCACGAUGGCCGGACCUGCAAGGACAUCGACGAAUGCAUGGAGCAACACGUCUGCGACCACACUUGCAUCAACAAUCCCGGCUCGUACGAAUGCAGAUGCAGACAGGGUUUUCGACUGGUGAAUGGUUCCACCUGUGUUGACAUCGACGAAUGCAUCGAGAAGGCGCCCUGCAGCAAGAUAUGCAUUAACAUACCCGGUUCGUAUUAUUGCACGUGCCCAAUCGGAUUUAAGCUGCAAGAGGACGAAUGCGUAGGCAAGUAAAUGCACUCAUUGCACACUAUGUCCUAAUAGUGAUACAUAUUUCGUUAUGCAUUUCAUGAUACAUAUUGUAUAUAGAAACAAGCUGAUUUAUAUAUACAAUUUUAUACAUGCUUGUUGCUCAAACUUGUUAUGUUUUGUCACAUGACAAGAAGUUGUUAUAAUGUAUGUAAUAAUGAAAAAAAGUAUAAAUUUUUUAUAUUUUAUAUUAAACGAAUAAAUGCAUAUUUUAUUUUAUUUUUUUAUUUUUUAAAAACACACAAAUUUAUAAACUGACAACUGUAACUUUAAUAACUGUCACCGUUUUCACAGUGUUCUAUUUAUUGCGAUUUUUCUUUUUGUAAUUAAUCUCAAAAAUAUAUGACACGAUUAGACAUCGAUGAAUGCGGGUGACAUUGCCACAGCUGCAAUCAUGAAUGCAUCAAUAUCAUGGGUUCUUUUAUCUGUUCUUGCUGUACCGGGUAUACGUUGAUUUUGAGGUAAGAGCAAUAUUGGGAUAUACCCAGUAAAUAGUUUGUAAGCAGGCUGUCGACAGAUUGACGACAGAUUCGAACAGGAGCUGCCGACAGAUCUAUAGACAUCUGUGUCCGCACUCGGCUUAUAAUCUGCUAGCAGAACCAUGCUACCAUAUCCCAGUUCUAUAUGUUUCAAGUGGUUCCGAGUGCACACAGGCACGACACGUAGCUUGUGUGCGUCAUCUCCUCCACAUGCUACCAAAUGCGACCAGCGGCCGGAAUAGCAUUUCUGCUUUGGAUAUCAAUACUUUUAUUGUUGUGUCUCAUUUUCCCUCAACUUUUGCGAUUCGCCCAAACAACGCGUGAACUUGGUGUCUUUUUUUCCCUUUUCAUGGAAAAGGUAAGGUGUGUACGGUAGGUCUUACCGUCGUCAGUAUAAAAAUGGUAUUCCACAUUAUGUAAAGUCUCAGAUUGAUCCCGUCGAUUUCCAUCUUCCGUACUGACCGAUUUUGAUUAAUCUGAAAAUUUUCUUGAUGAGUCUCAAGCCAAGUAGUGUAUCUAUAUUUGUUCCUAUGUGUUUUGCAUAUCACUACACAUUUGCAAAAUUGUGACUUUACGAUAUCGAAAACUUUAUAAUAAUAUCCUGUUAAGCAAAACUCGCUGAAAAAAACGAAAAAUCUCUUUUUCUCUAGCAUCAUCAGAAACUAUUAAAGUUUUACGACUGUUUAUCUUACUUUUAACUUUUUACUUUGAUUUUUCAGUUUUUUCUACUUCUUCACUAACAUUAUUUUUUAGAAUGUUUUCACAGACGAUUUUUAUAACAUCAUGAAUGUUUGUAAUUAUUGUAUCAUAAACUUUUUGAUAAACAGGAUGACAAAUGAGAAUGGCGAUGGGAACAGGACGCAGCAAAUUCAUAAAAGUUUAAUUCUUACAAAAUUUUUUUGCACUUUUGCAUUCAAUCCUAUACCAAGAAGGCGCAUAGCAAAAGUAAAUUUUACAUUUAUACUUUAUAUGUAUUUUUAAUAUUUAAACAAGAAUUAACCAGUCUUGGAGC